AUGAAGGACUGGGUCCUUGGACUUUUCUCCGUCCCCCCUCCCUCCUUCACCACUGCUGACCUCCCCUUGAAGCUGGACCUCUGCACUUUCCAUGCUGCCCUCCUUUUCACCCCCACGGCCCUCCUCCUGCGGCUGGCCCAGUGGCCUUCCCAAGCUGCCAUGCCUGGAAGGAAGGCGAUGGGUCAAUCCUGCCUCUUCAUUCCUCUCCUCCCCUCUCCUUCCUCUCUCUUCGUCAUCCCUCGCCUCUUCAUUCCUCUCCCCCACGGUCCUUCCCUCUUCACCCAUCUCCUCACCAUUCCUUUUCUCUCCUUCCCUCUCCUCCCUCUCUUUCUCCUCCCCUUCCCCCCUCUCCUUCCCCCCUUCUACCGCCUCUCUCACAGGAUGACGCCUCCCCACCACUCCCCUAUUCGCUCUCUUUCCCUUCUUUCCCCACUUCUUCUGCUCAAAUGCUUACCCCGCCCACACUCCCCACCUCCUCACGCGAAACACCAACCACCCGCCCCCUAG
Molecule: messenger RNA, 507 nt
Organism: Closterium sp. NIES-65
Lineage: Eukaryota; Viridiplantae; Streptophyta; Zygnematophyceae; Desmidiales; Closteriaceae
Source: the annotation of a GenBank genome assembly